Messenger RNA from Neoarius graeffei (lesser salmon catfish), 6249 nucleotides. RefSeq names its product solute carrier family 25 member 22a (gene slc25a22a). The transcript has 11 exons. Bases 1460 to 2404 code for a protein of 314 amino acids. The record is from RefSeq and is a predicted model, not a curated record. Gene Ontology annotation, molecular function: L-glutamate transmembrane transporter activity; L-aspartate transmembrane transporter activity. Lineage: Eukaryota; Metazoa; Chordata; Actinopteri; Siluriformes; Ariidae. Gene Ontology annotation, biological process: malate-aspartate shuttle; aspartate transmembrane transport; L-glutamate transmembrane transport.
UCAAAUUAGUGUAUGUAAAACACACUGGCUAUUAAACAGAUUCAAGCCCCGUGGCCGACGAGGGUCUUUCCGUGUGGGGUUUGCAUGUUCUCCCCGUGUCCGCGUGGGUUUCCUCCGGGUGCUCCGGUUUCCCCCACAGUCCAAAGACAUGCAGGUUAGGUUAACUGGUGACUCUAAACUGACCGUAGGUGUGAAUGUGAGUGUGAAUGGUUGUUUGUCUCUGUAUCAGCCCUGUAAUGACCUGGCGACUUGUCCAGGGUGUACCCCGCCUUUCGCCCGUAGUCAGCUGGGAUAGGCUCCAGCUUGCCUGCGACCCUGUAGAACAGGAUAAGCGGCUACAGAUAAUGGAUGGAACCAAAGGGGUGGAUCCUAAAACCUGCUCCAGCAUGACAAUGCUCCUGUGCAUAAAGCGUGCUCCAUGAAGACUUGGAGUGGAAGAACUCCACUACACAGAGUCCUGACCUCAACCCUACUUGAACACCUUUUGGGAUGAAUUUGAACGCCGGCUGAACCCCAGGCCCUCCGUGCUCAACGUCAGUGCCUGAUCUCACUAAUGCUCUUGUAGCUGAAUGAUUACAAAUCUUUCCAGCCACGCCCUAAAAUCUAGUGAAAGCCUUCACUAGAGGAGUGGAGGUUAUUAGCUAUAUCAGAAAAAGGGGACUAAGUCAGGAACGGGACGUUCAGUGGGUACUUGGUAGGGUCUGAUGGUUAGGAGUCCACAAACUUUUGGCUUGAGUGUGUGAGUGAUGAUUGUUGAAAUCUUAAACCAGUCUGUGUAUGUGUAUAUGUUUUAACUUUCUUUAACACAGAAAUAAAUGUGCUCCGAGAGAGCCUGAGAAGAAUCCCAAACUGAACACUAUGUAGGCUUAGUAGUAUUUAUCCUUGUUCACUAUUUAGUGUACGGAUUGGGACGUAGCCUAGAGAGGCCAUGCGUACUGGUUAUUUUUACCUCAAGGUCAGAGAGUUUGAAGCAGGCUAUGUCGUCACGGUGACGUCUUUCUCAUCGCCCCGCCCCCUUGUCGGGCUGCAAUAAUGGGGUUUCGCACAAGGAGGCGCAAAUCUAUCUCUCUCCACUCCUCUCCUCUCUUCUUGUCAUCCUGAUGGCACCGCAUUCCUUUUAGCUCUCUCCUCUCCUCUCCUCUCCUCCAGCUCAGCUUCGAGUCCUUUUCUGCCCAGUCUCCUCCACUCGUUUUGAUUUUGGGGAUUGUUUUUUUCCCCUCCUGUAGAGUCACAGACACUAGUUGACGACGGUCGGCUUUAGUCGGCGUGUCGGAGGUGCAUCGGCAGGAGUGGAGAAGACGUGAUUACGGGUUUAAACGCACGACAGUACGGUACCCUUGGUCAAUGUGAACACGCACACUGAAGCCCUACUGACGAAACAGGAUCACUAAAGGACAUACAAACAGAUACUAAAAACAACCCUCUCUAACAGACAAUAAAGAGGCGUGGGCCGACCUAAAUGGCUGACAAACAGAUCAGUUUGCCUGCCAAGUUAAUAAAUGGGGGUAUCGCUGGCCUGAUUGGCGUCACCUGUGUAUUUCCUAUUGACUUGGCCAAAACCCGCUUACAGAACCAGCAGAAUGGCUCUCGCCUCUACACCAGCAUGUCAGAUUGCCUUAUCAAAACCAUUCGCUCAGAAGGAUACUUUGGGAUGUACAGAGGUGCUGCUGUAAACUUAACUCUUGUUACUCCGGAGAAAGCCAUAAAGCUGGCUGCCAAUGAUUUCUUUAGGCAUCAUCUCUCCAAGGACGGGCAAAAGCUCACACUGUUUAGAGAAAUGCUGGCAGGCUGUGGUGCAGGUACAUGUCAGGUCAUUGUUACAACACCUAUGGAGAUGCUGAAAAUCCAGCUGCAAGAUGCAGGAAGACUUGCUGCUCAGAGAAAACUGAUGCCACAAGCCGUGUCUCCUGGUGGCCCUGUUGAGGUGAAGAGUCCGACUGCCGUGCAGCUCACACGAGAGCUGCUGAGAGAAAAAGGCAUUGCUGGACUCUAUAAAGGGCUAGGAGCUACUCUGCUCAGGGAUGUUCCUUUCUCCAUCAUCUACUUUCCUCUGUUUGCUAAUCUGAAUAAUUUGGGGAAAAAGACAGAGGAGGGUCCUGCUCCCUUCUACGUCUCCUUCAUAUCGGGUUGUAUCGCUGGCAGUACAGCUGCUGUGGCAGUCAACCCUGUAGAUGUGAUAAAAACCAGGCUGCAGUCACUAACACGUGGCAGUCAGGAGGACACGUACAGUGGCGUGACUGACUGCAUCAGAAAGAUUCUGCGGAAUGAAGGUCCUACUGCCUUCCUGAAAGGCGCGUACUGCCGUGCUCUCGUCAUCGCCCCACUCUUCGGGAUCGCUCAGGUCGUCUACUUCCUGGGCGUUGGUGAAUUUAUCCUCAGCUUUUUACCCAAGCGGAACAAUUAACCAAUCCGUUUUGCUUUCUGCCUUCCCAUCUACACUGCACCAGUUAAGACCUCUUCCCACCCACCUCCAUCUACAUGUACCGUAUUGGCUGGAGGUGUUUUUAUUUUUUGUCUCUUAAUUUUGUUUUUGUGUAAUUUUAUCGGAAUGUACGUGUCAUUCUGGAUGAAUGUGACAAUCAAAUAGUGAUGAGAGGAUUUAUUUAUUUUUUUUGCCAAAUUCCCUGAGGGGGGCUGUUAGUCCUCAGCUGAAGCACAGGCCAUGAAAUGUUUAGUUCAGCAUGCCAGAGUUGUAAGUUAUAUAGUUUACGGAGAGUCCUAUGAAAUCUUCAAUCAAAAUAGUGAUCCUGUUUGGGAUUUUAUAAAGUUAAAAAGUGAUUUUAAUUCUUGGGGAAAAGGACACUUGGGUAGAUUAAUUGUUUCCCAAUAUUGUGAUAUGAAUUCUCACAAGCCUAGAAAUUUUUUUUUUUUCAGCCUUGCAUGAUCUCGAGACAUUGUGUGUGUGUGUGUGUGUGUGUGUGUGUGUGUGUGUGUGUGUGUGUGUGUGUGUGAGGUGCAAUAGCUGUUUAGAGUCUCGGACUGACUGCAGGUCUGAGUAAACACGUAUAUACACACACACGGAUGCUGAGCUUUGAGUCUGAUGAAAGCAGCGUAUGCAGUGCCUGACUCAUGUCAGCUAGAGCCAUCUCACACUACGGCUUUCCAUCUGUGGAGAAAUAGUCCAUUAUGCACUACGUCAUGGAGAGUAGUGCUGUUUGAAUGAUCUAAAUGCACACUACAGCUAUGUCAUUAAAAGCUAUAAGUAGCAGUUUCCAGUUUGACUUGUUAGUUGUAAUCCUACUCUGCUUACCAGCUCCCUGUUCCCUGCUGCCUAGAACUAGCCCUUGCGCUAAGAACCAUCACAGAACACGGAAUUAUUCUGUCAUGUAUUCUCAGACAUCUUACAUGUCACAGCACCCAGAUCAGGGCUCAUAAUGGUUUUGAGAAAAUUUGUCUAGCAAUCCUUGUGCUAACGUAAAAAAAAAAAAAAAUUCCCCGAAAGCACAAACAUUGUGUAUGUGUAAUCACAGAUCCUGCUUGGACUGGCAGCAGACUCGCUCUCGUAUGAGCUGGUGUUUAAAGUCUCAUUACAGUUGCUGCUAGUGGGCUUUUGAGUAAAGGAGAAUGCUGGUUAAAAGGCAUUGCAUGCUGAGCCGUCGCUUUUUAUAAACGAGUACCAAUCUGUUCUUUGUAGUGUUUGUUAUUGCUAUAGCGUAAUUGAAUCGCAACAGUACAGGGAGUAUAAUCUAGCGACAUCUUUACCACGCAAACCAGAUAAUUAUCCUCUAUGAGUUGGUACAGACUUGUGGGCAAAAUGUCAAGUAGUGCAAGGAGAAAGAAAUUCUUUGUAGAGAAUAGUUGGGAUACGGAGAUUCCUCAGCUGCAUUCUGGACAAACUGCCAUGCAGAAUUAGCUUUCUCAAAACUGAUAAAUGAUGAAAGCAACUCAAGCGGUUAUAGAUAACCAUAACAAUUGUGCAUUUUGUGAUAAAAGCAAAUAAUUUGGUACACAUAUAGCCAAAACCAUCAAGAAUUUUCAUUUACAAUUGUUCUGCUGGCCAUGUCCGCCAUCUUGAAAUAAACGGUGGUCAUAUUGAAUUGUGAGAUAGAAGGACAUUUCUGGACAAUUCUCAAGUUACAGAUUUGAAUUUUGCGUCAUAAAUAUGUAUGAUUUGACACAGAGCUCAUCCAUAUUGGACUAGUCUAUGCAACUGUAUUGCAGUUACAAUUUUCAUACCAGUCAUGGCCACUAUCUAAAAAAUGGUGGCCAUCUUGAAUUUUCAAUGAUCGAACAAAUCGAAGUCCUUCUCACGGCAUGUGGCGCAUAGGGCGGCACCGAUCUCCGUAGCCCUUGGCCUCUCGCCUAUUACAGAGCUAGGGUUACAGUAGGGGGCUAGUCCUCUGGUAACGACGAGAGUUUGACUCCCCACUCGCAUCUGUAUUGCAGCGUGUCUUGCCAGACGGCAGUAGGUACCAUUUUUAUGAUGGUCUUUGGUAUGACCCGACCAUGAGUAGAACCCGCGAUUGAGAGGCAGACAUGCUAACCACGAGGCCAACUCGCAGUUCUAAUUUUCAAUAACUUGCAUGCGUUAUCCAAAUGGCAGUUCCCAAGAACUUUGCCUAGUAAAUAAAUAUAACUAGCUAGUUUUGGCCGGGCUACUGCCUGAACUGAUAAUUGCAUCACCAGUUUUGCUUUGGCUAAUCAGACACAUGGUACACGAUCACUCUUGCUGGAGCACUUGGGGGUUCGGUGCCUAGCUCAAAGGCACUUCAGCCAUUCCUGCUGGUCCAGGGAAUUGAACUAGCAACCAUUUGGUCCCAAAGCUGCAUCUCUAACUAUUAGGCCAUGGCUUCCCCAAUACAUAACUUUGUCUUCGAUAUUUUAUAUAAUAUAUAUAUAUAUAUAUUAUAUAAAAUAUUGAAGACAUAGUUAUGUAUGAUAAGAAAGUCGAUCUGAAACCAGUUGUCACUGGUGGCCAUUUUGAAAAGUGGCUGCCAUUGGUGACGUAUUGAAAAUUCUUGAUGGCACAAUAUCCAUUUGUUUUUGGAAUGCCUUUAGCUAUAAGCGUACCAAAUUAGAUGCUUUUAACACAAUGUGCGCAACUGAUAUGGAACUUUCAGCUAAGCUGAACCACUCCUCUCGUACAAGGCCAUUUGGAUACAGCAUGUGAUUUUAGAAUGGGUUUUUUAUUUAUUUAUUUUUAAUAGUGAGAGAUUCAUGACAUAAUUAUAUUCAUUAAUGUCGUAUUUUUUUUUCUCCUCAUAUCUCAUUCCUCCUGCUAUGCAUUGUGUGCACAUAGUGAGUUGUGGCCUCGUAUUGGCUAGCAAGAGAUGAAGGUGACUUUGAAGAGUGAUCGCUAAUCAUAUGCUGUCUUUUCAGUGCUGUGUAGUGAAAGGGCAAAAGCACAUGCUGAGUGAUGUUUCAGAAAAUAUUCUGUCUUAUCUGCUGGGAGUGAAAUCAUAUUUAUCAAGAUUCUUUACUAUAUAUAUUUGUAUCAGUUGUUUUAUUGUUGCUUGUCUGUAUUAACUGUUUAAUGAAUAUGUGCAGAUUCUAUUUUUGAUUUUGUUUUUGUUGUAUACAUGAUGGCUUAUUUUGCACAUGCCCCUUCUCCGACUUCCCCUUCCCCUCCUCAUGCUCUCUUUUUAAUGUUUUAAUGGCAUUUGAAUCCAGGAGCAUUAGAUCUGAAAGGCUCCCCCAUGUGAAAUUUACAAGGAAGUCAAUGGUGCAUUUCUCAGUGUCCAGAUGAAGUUCAUCUCAACUCUCCAAACAGAAAGAGUUCUGCUAUAGAGGCUCUGCACUGUCAUGUGACCCCCCCCACCCCCCCUUAGCAACGGUAACUACGCCGCCAUGACAGGGGGCAGCUUGUAGUGCUUCAUUCAGACAAGUUAGUUGUUGUUGAUCAGUAUGGGAAGGUUUUGCUGCGUUUUUGGAUGUGCAAAUCAUUUUGAAUAAAACACAUCAGAUUUUUUAAAUUAACCAAAAGUAAUUCAUCGGGGGGUUACUAAACGUAGGGUUAGAAGGGAAAAAUGGCUCGCAAACAUUUGGUGGGAAUCAGUGUCGAACAGAGAAGUCAAAAAGCCUAUGUUUUGCUUACUUAAUUUCCAUGAAGGUAAGAAUAAAUAAUAAUAAAAAUGGCGGCACGGUGGUGUAGUGGUUAGCGCUGUCGCCUCACAGCAAGAAGGUCCUGGGUUCGAGCCCCGUGGCUGGCGAGGGCCUUUCUGUGCAGAGUUUGCAUGUUCUCCCCGUGUCCGCGUGGGUUUCCUCCGGGUGCUCCGGUUUCCCCCACAGUCCAAAGACAUGCAGGUUAGG